Molecule: messenger RNA, 3545 nt
Organism: Triticum urartu
Lineage: Eukaryota; Viridiplantae; Streptophyta; Magnoliopsida; Poales; Poaceae
Source: RefSeq, a predicted model, not a curated record
AUGGAAGAUUUGCCCCUGCCCAUGGAAAAACCCGAGACUGCCCCUGCCUCCACCCCAUUCACCACUCACGGGUCACGGAUAAGAGACGACGGCGGCGACUACAUCACGGGGCGCUCUGCUCCAUGUCCGCCGACGGCAUGUUUGCUCCAUGGCUGACCUCCUACCCAUCCUCUGCUGCCUCCCGAUUGACGGGUACAUGACACGGGAGAGAAGCUCGCUCCCCAUCUCCCUCACCCGCCCCCGUGCGGCCGUUCCCCGGCCACCAGCUUCUCGUCGCCGUCAACGCCGCCGACUUCCUAACCUUCCGACUUACCACCCCCCCCCCCCCCCCCCCCCCCCCCCCCGCAUCCGAGCUGCGGGCUACCCGGUGCCGGAGCCCACCUUUCCCGUCCUUCGCGCGCCUCCGACAAGGGGAGGCUUCUCAUGCUCCCUGCACAAGCCCGGAGCGGCACCUAGGGCCCUCCCCGUGACGAGACCGGCAUGGCGCGGUGGUUAGCAACGCACUAGAGGCGGGCCGAGUUAGCAAGUUCGAUCCCCGCGGGGCGACCUUGUCGGGAGCGACCUUCAGGCGAGCCACUGGGACGGAUGCCUGGAGCGGCGCCUCACUCCUGGGCCCUCCCCGUGGUGCAUCUGCCCGGCAUCUGGUACUCCGGCGGUGCGGACGACGCCUGGAGGAGAGCAGUCGGCCAUCAGAGAGGACGGCGGCGGCGGCGGCGAAUGGGUUCAUCCCUUUUGAUUUGACUUCAAAUCAGUUGGGUGCACCGAUCAAUCUAGCACAAAGGGUAUUUUAGUCCACUGUUUUAUGCAUAUAUUAUAUUAAUCAUUUGCAAGUAUUGUUUUUGUGUGAAAAAUGGCAAAAAAUCAAAGUGCAAAGUAAAGGGUGGCAACAAAACAAUUACAAUGUAAGCAGUGGUAAAUUAUCAAAGUGCAAAGUAAGUGAUGGCUAAAAAUCAAAAAACCCCAUCCCCAGCCUCCUUCUGCUCAGCCAUGGCGGAGGAGACCGCGGCUGCUCCGCUGCGCCUCCUGUCCGUAGCUACCGCCGCCGCGACCACUGGCGCCAUGUAUCUUCCUCGUCGCCCCUCUGCUCGUUCGGAGCUUCUGGUCGCCGACGGCAGUCGUCCUCCACGCGCAGCGCCUAGCUAGGCCGACCGCGAGCACACAGUUCAAGCGCCUCACAGAUGCGCCGCGGACUCCACCGGAGAGCCAGGGCGUCGUUGCCCGCAGACAGCUCCGCCAUGCCCGCCGCUCUGCUAUGCGGUCUCGUACUCUCAUUGCAGGGGUGUUCGCUUUCUUCAGAGUUGGGAGGUACCAAGCCGCCACUUUGCAGUGUCAUACUCAAUAUGUGCAAUUAGGCUCCUGUGCUCUUACUUUGAUUGACUGUCAUUACUGAUUUUAUGUAUCUUCAGCUAUUGUGUUGCAGGAUCAAGCUCGCAACAAUGGCUGGAGGGGCGUUAGGCUUCUGGAAUGACUGGGCGUCCCAGAUCUCGGUUCUCUUGAGCCUCUUCUUCCAGGUGUUACUCCAUAUAUUUGCUAACAUCCGUCGGCGUAAAGACGGCUCAUCUUGGCUGAGGGUCCCCCUCUGGGUGGCGUACCAGCUGUCUGACUCCACUGCGACAUACGCCGCCGGCCAGCUCCUCUUCAGCGGCGCAACAAAAGACCACCACCUCAUUGCCUUCUGGGUGCCGUUCCUCCUGUUGCACCUCGGCGGCCCGGAUAACAUCACCGCCUACGCCCUCGAGGAUAGCAAGCUCUGGGGGCGCCACUUGCUAAGCCUUGUGGUGCAGGUCCUGGCAGCUGCAAUUGUCCUAUACAGGCAUAUCGUCGGCGGCGGGACCUUGCUCAUGGUGGCUGCCAUCUUGAUAUCUGUUGUUGGUGUUGCAAAGUAUGCGGAGAGGACAUGGGCGCUCCGGUCCGCCAAGUUCAGCAACCUCCAGAGCUCUCUCAAGUUACGGACACAUGACAUGCAUCACCAGCAAUUUUAUACUGAGCAUCAAGACUGGUACAACGAUGGCGACCCAGUCCUGCAGCAUGCUCACUCCCUGUUUCAUAUCUGCAAGCGUGGGAUAGUUGAUUGCGUGAUCGCAGUGGAUGAAUCAGAUAGCGAGAAUGAGGUGGAUUCUCAGGACAUCAAAAUAAUCCACGGCCUUUUGAAAGACCGUGAACAAAUGUGGAGGGUGAUGGAGAUGGAGCUCUCCCUCAUGUAUGAUAUCCUGUACACUAAGGCAAGUGCGGUCCACUGUUGGUUUGGCUACUGCAUCCGUGUCAUCACACCGCUUGCCAUUGUCACCUCUCUCGUGUUGUUCCAGUUAAGCAGCAAAGAUGAUUACAGCCUAGUCGAUGUUGUCAUCACGUACAUCUUGUUGGGUGGCGCCUUGGUCCUGGAGACGAAAUCGCUCCUUGUCGCACUAGGGUCAAGCUGGGCGUUUGCCUUCUUGUGUGCCACACAAUGGGAUUGGCUCCGGCAUUCUGCUCUGUGUGCUGGAAGAUGGCAUCGUCUUCGGCACACACUUUUUUUUCUCCGCUGGUCCUGGCCAGGCAAGAUGACGAUCAUGACAGGAAGCUCGAGGAGGUGGUCAGGCACCAUGGGGCAGCGCAACAUGGUGCGGUCUUGUACCAGACAGGUGGAUCCGAUGAAUCGAUCCCUCGGCAAGCUGUGCAAGAUGCUAAGCCUCGGCGAGUGGUGGACCAUCGAUGUGUCCGAGAAGGUCAAGAAGCAUGCAGAAAAGUGGAUACUGUCAAGACAGUCAGUAGGUGAUAUGAACACAAUGGGUUUACGCAGGACUAAAUGGGGUGAGCUGGCACUUAAUGAAGAGGACUACCCUGGGCUGUUGAAGGAUUUGGAGGGUUAUCAUGGAGUUGACUUCCAUGAGAGUGUCAUCAGCUGGCACAUUGCCACCGACUUGAUCCUUGCUGAAAUAGACCGAAGGGGCGAUCAUGUGUCUGAUGACCAAGUGGAGCUAGUCAGCGUACUGUCCAACUACAUGAUGUUCCUCCUCGUCGACUCCCCUGACAUGCUACCAGGCCUUCCCCAAAAGUGGUUGUACGAGCAGACCUGCAACCAACUGAAAAAGAUAUGCACUAAACACAUCGCUGGCUCACCUGGUAACAGCUUCUGGACCAUGCUCAAGAACAUGUUCCGACCACAACAUCACCGUGGCUGGAAACCUUCUGAGCUUGAGAAGGAGAUUGCCAUCGAUAUACUGAGCGAGUUUGAACGCUCCAACGUCAGCAAUCCUCGGCUCACUUAUGCGCGUGCUAUUGCUGUGAAACUGCUUCAUAGGAAGGAAGAUGUGGUUUAUGCGCUGCUAUUGUUGUGGGUAGACUUCCUUGCCUACGCAGCCAACCGGUGCAACAGGGAGGCGCAUGCGAGGAAGCUCGGCAGCGGCGGUGAGUUGCUGACCGUCAUCUGGCUUUAUCAAGAACACCUCCACCAAGUAAAAGAAGAGAUAAGAAAGGGGCAGAACCCUGUAUAAUUCACUGUACUAAUGGAUGUCCAGAAAUAUCUUCACCUUCUGUAUUUUGUAAACUUAUCUUUCUUCAGUUCA